AAAAAUGCGAAUUAUAGAAGCAUACAUAACUUAAAAUAUUGCAUUCAAAUUUAUAAAAGCGAAUUAAAAAAAAAACAACAAUAAAGCAUCAUGUAUAACAAAUCCAAAGCGCGCCAGUCAAUAAAAGUCGAGAAAGAAAAUGAAAAUUUCGAGUUACGGAAAAAGAUAAAAUACUUGACCACAGAUAAACAUUUGGUCAACAAAAAAGAGACUGUAUGGGAUCGUUUGAGUAAAGUGAAAAAAGCACCCAGCACUGAGAAUGUUGUGGGAGUAAAUAGAUCACGCCCUAGUCUUACCACUAAAACUUCACAACAUUUUCAAUCAAACGUUGUGAAGCCAUUUAAUCCGUCAGUACAACUGUUACGAAAGCCAUUAUCACCAACAGCCAGUUCUAUUAACAAGCGUUCUAACGUACCUAAAAGAUUAUCUUUACAGAAGCCAACUGUUGUCUCAGAUAUUAAAAAGGAAGAUGUUUUACAUAUCAUGCCCGUCAACGACAUACUAACUGCUCGCAGUUUUAGUGAUGAAUCCAAAUCUUCAUCAGGCGGCAAAUCGGCUUUCCGUAAAUUAUCGAAUACAUCUACAGAAUAUAUAUGUUCCAAUGACCUUCAAGUUAAUGAGUCUUCCGAAGAAUCCAAUGAAGAAUAUAAAUUGGCUCCGUUAAUGAACUCUGGGCACGAGUCUAUGAGCAGUAUGCGAAUACUACGCCAUGUUCGAGAAUUUUUGCGACACAAGGACAAUGCAAUGCCCAUGGAGGAUAUUGAACUCGUAAAAGAUGUUGUUAAAUCCGAUAGUAGAUAUAGAAAUUUGGACAAAAAUCCCAAACUCUUUAAGGAUAUUUUGAAGACACAGUUGCAAAACGUUUUAAAACACGAAUUUGCUAUUAAAAAAGCUUUAGACAGUUUAGAACCUUCGGCCAGUUUACAACAAAGCCUUGAAAUCGAAUCAACCAAACCCAUAAAUAAAAUUGUGAGUUACUCGGGUCACAAUAAAGAAACUCAAAAAUUCGAAGUCGAUGUUAUAUUUAAAAAUGUUCCAUCUUUAGAUAAAGAAAUUGAAAUUCUUAGAGCACUGGGUGAAAAGUUAGAAGCAACACUACGAAGUACAACAUGUCAUAGGAGCAGACGUGACGAUUCUGCGUCACAUAGAUCGAUUAGCUCAACCACAAAACCGUUGUUAAUAGGUGAAAAUAAAAAUCUUCCUGUAAUGUAUAAACUAAAACAUGAAGUUUAUGUUUUAACUGCUGAAUACAAUGUAGAGGUGACUGUACAGCUAAUUGGCAUUAGUCAUCAUAUCGGAAUAGUAAACGAAUUUUACAUGGCUCAAAAAACAAUCGCUGAACUAAAGCGCGAGUCGAACCGUCCAUUCUAUAUUCCAAGUAAUUCUGAAGGCGAUCAAUUGAUAAGAACUUGUUUUAAACAACUUAAGGAAACCCCAAGCGAAUUACUGCGUCAUGUAAAGCCAAGAAAUUCUAAAAUUGCCUUUAAUGUACUAGAACAAGAUCCAAUAUUUUUUAACAAUGUAUUCCAUAAGACUCUAAAGCUUUCGAACAUUCCCUAUAAUUUGUCUACCAGCAAUGAUGAUCAGUGCGUAGAAAACCAGCUGUCAAUCAAACAAUCCCUUUGUGAUGGUGGCGACGGUAUCAUUCAAAUAUUUGGAACACCGACUAUUGUGGAACCUGUCAUUCGAGGCAAACAACGCCGACGAAUACGACGUUGUUUGACCCCCAUGCCAUUCAGUAGCUGCUAUAAUCCAAAAACUGCAUUGUUCAAAACAAUUUUAGUGGGUAUUGUACAAAUGUCGGUAUUCAUAAUAUUCAUAAUGGCUCUAACGUAUCCCGAUGUCAGGUGUUAAAAAACAGAUCAUUCCAAUAAUAUGUAAUAUGACUAUUUUAAUUUAUCUACGAUUGAACUUCAUUAUGGAUCAAUAUUAUAUUGACCAAAAAAGAAAUUACAGAAGUUAAAUUUUUCGGAC
Molecule: messenger RNA, 1974 nt
Organism: Calliphora vicina (urban bluebottle blowfly)
Lineage: Eukaryota; Metazoa; Arthropoda; Insecta; Diptera; Calliphoridae
Exons: 2
Coding region: 91-1854 (587 amino acids)
Source: RefSeq, a predicted model, not a curated record